Molecule: messenger RNA, 1724 nt
Organism: Centropristis striata (black sea bass)
Lineage: Eukaryota; Metazoa; Chordata; Actinopteri; Perciformes; Serranidae
Product: carbonic anhydrase 4-like
Exons: 9
Coding region: 23-1006 (327 amino acids)
Cellular component (GO): plasma membrane
Molecular function (GO): carbonate dehydratase activity; zinc ion binding
Source: RefSeq, a predicted model, not a curated record
AGAGCGGAUAUAAAGAGGGAGGAUGACACUCUACAGGUGUUUGCAGACAGAAGGAGCUACAGGUUCGUCCAAGAUGAAGUGGAUUGUUGCUGCGCUCGCUGUGUGCAUCCUGGUGCCCAGAGCACACUGUGCCUCGGAGUCAGUCGCAUGGUGUUACCAUGAUUCCAGCUGCAGUUACACCCAAUGGCCGACUAUUGCUCCGAAGUAUUGCAACGGCAGCCGACAGUCGCCCAUUGACAUCGUCCCAGCAAGUGCCGAAACUGACUCCAAUCUGACUUCAUUCAGCUUUACUAACUUCGGCAGCACCACCCACCUGGACGAGAUCUCAAACACCGGCAAGACAGUAAAAGUCACCCUAAAGAGCGGUGUAAGCAUCUCAGGAGGAGAUCUGCCUGAGUCUUAUGACAGCCUGCAAUUCCACUUGCACUGGGGCAAGGGUUCCUCCGUCCCCGGCUCCGAGCACACUGUGGAUGGCAAGCGCUACCCCAUGGAGUUGCACAUUGUAAACAGCAAGGGGUCCUAUAACGGGAACACAACUCAGGCUGUCGCUGACUCUACAGGGCUUGCUGCUCUUGGUUUCUUUAUCGAGGCAAUGUCAGGAGAUGAGACUGGCAAACCUGAGAGCUGGAAAAAGUUGGCCUCCUACCUGUCCAACAUCUCAAACAGCGGCGACCACAUUUCCAUACCAUCUGGAAUUUCACUGGAUGAUCUCCUUCCCGGCGUGGAUCGCUCCAAGUAUUACCGCUACCUUGGCUCUUUAACCACCCCGAACUGCAAUGAGGCUGUGGUCUGGACUGUGUUCAAGGAACCUGUCAAAGUCUCCAAAGACUUGAUUGACCUCUUCAGUACCACCGUACACAUCGGCAACAGCUCAUCACUUCUCAUGACCAACGUCUACAGAGGCAUCCAGAAAGCUCAAAAGGUGACAACGCAGUCUAGCAGUGCCUCUAAUACCUGCUACUCUCUGGGGCUGAUGGCUCUGAGCCUCAUUCUGGGCAAGGCUUAGACAUGUAAAAGGUUGUGGUGGUGUUGUUGGGACGUCUCAGCUGAUGCUGGUUAACCUGCUUGCAAUGAGGACACACCCCUUCACCACUUUUCCUUUUCCCUCUUAAUCUGGUUUGUCUGACUUUACAUGUUAAUAAUAUGGACAAUGUAUGCACUGAACGACUCCUCAUUGGUGUCCUAAAUUCAGUAUGAAGGAUGCAGUACGCACAAACAAAACUGAGCCUUAACACCACAAGACCUUUGUUGCAUUAAUGUUGUCAAGAAACAAUUAUUUAUCCAGAAAAUGUUGUAUGCAUGAUUGCACCUCUUGCUUGAUCGAUUUGUUAAACAUGAUGUGCACAAGAACUUUCUUUUUAAGCUGCCAAAGCUAUGUACAGGGAUGCACUUGCACUAAAUUUACUGGGUAGAUAUAGUAAUGGAUGUUUAGAAGUCAAGUAUAUAACGAGUAUCUGUCAAAUAAUAUUUUUAUAUUUUUAUACUCUUUAUAUGUGCUAAAUGUAGCCAUGUUGCCAAGCUUAACACUCAAAAAUGAAACCUGUGCCGUCUCGUUCAACCGGUGUGAUGAAGGAUUGACGUGUCACUCAGUCAAAUGAGCACCAUUAUUUACCGCAAUGAUAUGUUUAUGCCUUUUGCCCUACAGCGCAACACUUGCACAUGUAACAGAACUGUGACCUCUUAAUCUAUAUGUGUCUCUAAAUUAAAAUGUUUUGGUGACAAUA